Closterium sp. NIES-65 is the source of this 3054-nucleotide messenger RNA. NCBI's taxonomy places the organism in Eukaryota, Viridiplantae, Streptophyta, Zygnematophyceae, Desmidiales, Closteriaceae. The record is from the annotation of a GenBank genome assembly.
AUGAGUGGGCUCCGAGUUCCUGCAGCGGCAGGCACUGGGGGAGGAGCCGGUGUCGGCAGAGCAGGAGACCAGGGGGGAUCAGCGGCUGCGGCUAUGGAGACUAGUGCACCAGCUACUGUCGCUGAUAUUACUGAGCAGUUUCGGCGUACUCACACUUCUGGAGGAGGGGCAGCAGCCGCAGGAGCAGCAGGUGCAGGGGCUGGGGCUGCCACGGACCCUGCUCUACUUUCCAGGGUGGCGGAGAUUAGGGACGCCAUCCAGGCAGAGACGGUACCACCAGAGUUUACAGCGCUCAUAGAGACAGAGUCCGCUGUACUAGCAGCUGACUUGCGAGCCGUCGUUAAGACCGAGAGGGGUCUGGCGAAGACUCGCAAGCAGUUUUCUGAGGGACAGGUGGCGCACUGCAUCCCGAAGAACUUUGUACCUGAGCUCCACCUCCACACUACAGAGGCACAGGAGCAGCUUCGGACUAGGAUGCAGGAGCUUCAGCAGCACGCACAGGGACAGAUGCAGCUGAUUCUUAUCAGCGGCCAGGUGGAGGACUUGCAGCAGCUUCAGACUCGGCAGUUUGCAGCAGAGCCGGCACGCUCUGCUAUCUGGCAGAGCAUCCAGACGCUGAGGGUUAGGUGCCACGCUGCUGUUACAGACGCACUCCUCCGUGUAGGGCUGCAGCACCGGCAGUACGCAGACACUGAGAGCAGGCGGGUGGAGCAGCAGCAGCGUCAGAGAGAGCGACGUCAGGAGCGGCGUGAGCAGGCAGAGGCGACGCCUGUAGACCAGACCAUGGGAGAGUUUGUCCCCAGGGAGGUCGAGAGGCAGGUGGGCGCCUGGCAGGACGAGGCCCGGGAGCAGCUUCGUCGCAUCCUCGAGCGACUUGACCGUUUGGAGGGGCGGCGCUCAGGGCAGUCAGGCCAGCAGCAGCGAGGCAGGACCAGGACUAGGGAGGUUACGGUGACGGACGCCUGGAGUCCGUCUCUCCUGUCCGUAGCCCGCACUCCGCAGGGCCGACAGGGCAGGCCGCUCACAGCCUACUCGGGAGCGGGUGCACAGACUGCAGCAGCAGUUCUACCAGCAGCCUUUUUUGGGGCCUUCUUUCCAGCAGCAGCAGUUUGGAGCACCCCUCCGGCAGCAGCAGUUUGGAGCACCUCCUCCGACCCCCCCACAGCCCCCCCUGCCACAGCAGCCUCCACAGGGCGCUCUGUGCAGGAGGUGGCGGACAAGCUAACUAACGUGGCUGUCCACAACCUUUCGCGCAGGCAGUUGUCAGAGGAUGAGCUUGCAGGCCUCGCCCUUGGCCUCAAGUUCAUCCCGACACCACCCUCCUUAGACCAGGAGCAGCUGAGACAGGCGGUGGAGCAGUUUCAGAGGAGGGUCAGGCUGGCUUGGCAGUUCCGGGACAGUCGCAGACCAGUACCCAGGUUCAGAGUCCCACGUCCCAGCUGGCAGCCGAGUUCGGGACCAGAGGAGGUUGAGGAGUACCUGGCCGGGGUAGCUGACAGGGUAGAGGGUUUGUCGGAGCUGAUAGGGGGGCCAGCGCGGCCCAACGUGAGCAGGAGGGUGUUGGGCGCGCUGCAGAGGUUGAGUCGGGACCGGUCUAUAGUUAUUAAACCGGCCGACAAAAACCUUGGGAUUGCGGUGUUAGACAGGGAGUGGUACGAGGGGGAGGCGCUGAGGCAGCUGGGGGACAGGGCGGUUUACGAGCCGGUGGCUAUGGUGCCGUUGCAGAGACUUUGGGGGCAGUUGUGUCGGUGGGCAGAGCAGGCACGCCUGGCAGGGUUGCCGUCGCAGGUGUUAGACUUUAUCCUGCAGCCACGCACUCCGUGUUUGGAGCGGGCUACCAGAGCUUGGGAGCGGUUUCGGGUGUGCAGAUUCUACUUGCUACCGAAGCUGCACAAGACUCCAGUAGCCGGCAGGCCUAUCUGCUCGUCCACGCUCUGGGUUUUUGAGCAUGCAUCGGCAGUCUUAGACCACUACCUCCGCCCUUUACUACGGUUUUCACCCUCGCACCUUCCAGACUCACUUGCACUUUUGCACCAGCUAGAGGACCUUCGUGUGCCAGCAGAGGCUCUCUUCCUGACCUACGACGUUGAGAGCCUCUACCCAUCGAUCCCUAUCGACGCAGGUAUCAGCUGCAUCGAGAGGUGGUUGCUUCGGUGGGCAGCACAGGGGAGGAUUGCAAGGGGGGUAGCAGACACACUGGUGCAGCUGUUGGGGUUGGUCAUGAGGCAGAACCACCUCGAGUUUGGUGGUCGUUUUUGGCGGCAGGUUCGGGGGACUGCUAUGGGCACGCCUGUAGCAGUGAUCUACGCGGUUCUGUUCAUGGCUUGGUUAGACGAGAGGUUGCUAGAGACAGAGCCCGAGUUGUCGCAGCACGUCCUUCUCCACCGCAGGUUCAUAGACGACGGGGUGGUGGUUUGGACGGGGACACGGGAGCGGCUGCUGGAGUGGGUGGGGGCGUUUGGUGGGUUGGAGCAGACUAUUCGACUGACCCACGAGAUCUCCACCUCACAGUUCACCUUGCUGGAUAUCACGUUCAGCAAGGGAGAGCUCUGGCAGACGACGGCUAUCUUGGACACCACGACCUUCCAGAAGCCGCUCAACGUGUACCAGUACUUUCCUUUCUCCUCCGCGCACCCCUCUCACUGCAAGAGGGGCUUCAUCUUGGGUGAGCUGCAGCGGUACAUUCUGAGGGAGUCCAGUUCUCGAGGGUUUAGGAGUAUCAGGUCGGCCUUCUACGCUCGGCUGCGGGCGCGGGGGUACCCAGACACUUUCUUGCAGCCGAUCUUCAGCAGCAUCUCCUACGCACGACGCCCGGAGCUUCUUGCCAGGUCACGGGCUCGGGGGGAGGGGGAGCAGGAGGCGCAGCAGCGGGUUCUCCCUCUUGUUCUCGACUUCCACCCGAGUGUGCAGCAGGUCCGCUGGGGUAGGUUGCUGCCUUCCCUCCAGAGGCACCAGCGUUUGAGCAGCUUUCUCACUACAGGGCACCUUUCGUGUCCUACAGGGCACCUCCGUCGCUCCGACAGCUACUCGUGCGAGCGUCGUUCAGGUGACUAG